AUGGCGGUGAGUGACAAGAAAUUUAAUGAGAUGAUGACUCAUAAAAAAAUGCUUGAGACACAAAUAACCCAAAUAGCCAACACUCAAAAGGAUUGUGCUAGUCCAUCCUCUUUGUCUUCUCCAGGAGUGGAACCUACGAAACCCAUGUAUUCAAUCACCACUAGGUGUGAGAGAGUUCUUAAUGAGGGAGUUUCAAGGUCCAUGGAGGAGGAUGAGGGGAUGAGUGACCCAAGAGAGGAAGUUGAGAAGGUUGUGUCUAAGAGUGUGAGUUAUGAGGAGGUGCAAGAGAAAAAGAGGAGUAGUGAGAAAGAGCGUGAGGAAGUGUGGAGACCCAACCUUCCAUACCCGCAAAAAUUUUUGAGGCACAAAAUGGAUGAGCAAUUCGGAAAGUUUCUUGCUAUGUUCAAGAAAGUUCACCUUUCUAUCCCCUUCACCGAUGCAAUUACCCAAAUGCCUAGGUACUCUAAGUUCCUUAAGGAGAUUUUAAGCGGGAAGAGAAAGUGUAAUGAGGUUGAUUCAGUUGAAGUUGGGAAUUGUUAUAGUGCUUUUAUUCAUAAUGAGUUGCCCAAGAAGAUGGAGGAUCCGGGUAAUUUCUCUAUUCCAUGUGAGAUCAAGGGAAAUAUGUUUGAUAAUGCUUUUUGUGAUCUUGGAGCUAGUGUGAGCGUCAUGCCUUAUUCUAUUUUCAAGAAACUUAAGCUAGGUGAGCUCCUCCCAUCUAACAUAACCCUUUAA
Chenopodium quinoa (quinoa) is the source of this 732-nucleotide messenger RNA. RefSeq lists its product as uncharacterized. The record is from RefSeq and is a predicted model, not a curated record. The coding region runs from base 1 to 732 and encodes 243 amino acids. The transcript has a single exon. NCBI's taxonomy places the organism in Eukaryota, Viridiplantae, Streptophyta, Magnoliopsida, Caryophyllales, Amaranthaceae.